CCACGAUGGUGGUGGGAGAGAACAAGCGGUCCAACAUCAUGGACGGCAUCGAGAACACCGGUGACGUCCGUCUGCAUGACCAUCGGCUGCGGCUCAAACAGAGAUUUGACAUAGUCCGGAAACUCGGACAGGGCACGUACGGCAAAGUCCAGCUAGGCAUAAACAAGAAAACUGGGCAGGAGGUCGCUAUCAAAACUAUAAAGAAAUGCAAGAUCGAAUCGGAGGCGGAUCUGGUGCGCAUCCGGCGGGAGGUGCAGAUCAUGUCCUCCGUGCGGCAUCCCAACAUUGUACAUAUUUAUGAAGUAUUUGAAAAUAGUGAAAAGAUGAUUCUCGUGAUGGAGUACUGCUCCGGCGGAGAACUGUACGACUACCUCAGCCAAAAGAAAGUAUUACAAGAAGACGAAGCGAGAAGGUUAUUCCGCCAGAUCGCGACUGCUGUUUAUUAUUGCCAUAUACAUAAGAUAUGCCAUAGAGAUUUGAAGCUGGAAAAUGUGUUGUUGGACGACACAGGAAGCGCCAAGAUAGCCGACUUCGGUCUUUCAAAUGUGUUCAAAGAAACAUCUCUGCUGUCGACGUUCUGCGGUUCACCUCUGUACGCGUCGCCGGAAAUCGUCAAAGGAACACCUUACAUCGGUCCAGAGGUGGACUGCUGGUCUCUGGGCGUGUUGCUCUACACGCUCGUAUACGGCGCCAUGCCUUUCGACGGGUCCAACUUUAAACGGCUUGUGCGGCAGAUCAGCAACGGGGACUACUACGAGCCCAAGACGCCUUCUACCGCGUCGCCGCUGAUCCGAGAUAUGCUGACGGUGGACCCUCUCAAGCGCGCAGACAUCGUGUAUAUUUGUGAUCACUCAUGGGUGAACUCGGGCUGCGAGACAGGCUGCCUGGAGAUGGCGGAGAUGCUGGCGGCCGAGACGCCGGUGCGCCUGGACCUGCUGCUGUCGCUCGCGCCGCCGCCCAGCAACUCCGUGCUGGUGCCCAACGAGGGUGAACUCACAGCAUCAGAGAGCGGCGCGGAGCUCACGACAUCGGCCUCCAUGGCCAUGGUGGAGCCCAGCAGCUCCGCCGAGAAGAGGAUCCUCGACCUCAUGGCCGAGGGCGGCGAGGACGCGAUCAAGCCGUCGCCGACGCGCACCAUCGUGGCCGACAACAAGCGCAAGCUCGAGCUGGCCGCCUCCGCCGCCGCCGUCGGCAGGAAGAAGGAACGCGUUCAUAGUUCGGCCAGUUUAGCGGGUGCUGCGGCCGAACCGGCAUCGGAACCCAGCACGCCAGAGGCGGUCCAACCCACCCUAAAAUCAUCCGCCACCAUGACGAUAUCCCCCGCCCCCGCGCCGGCACCCGCGGAGCUGGCCAAAGACGCCACCAAGGAGAUCGUCAAACAGCCGCCCGGAAGAACCGAAAACCCCCGCCAAGAAGCCCGUGAAGAAGAAGUGCUGCGAACGGGAGGACUCUCCCGUGUCUCCAGGCGGGGCCGUGUCGGCGGCGGCGGAGCGCAUGGCGGGGCUGGCCGUGGCGGCGCAGGUGCCGGCGCAGGCGCAGGCGCAGCCGCUGCCGGCGCGGCGCAGGCGCCCGCGCAGCCGAAGCCUAAGAAAUUCUCAAUACCGGGCGGCAACGUCGGUAGCUUCAAAGAACAGUUCGAAAGGCGAGCGUCGCUCACCACGGCACCUGAACCCAAACGGACCGUCACCAAACCAGUAUCAAAGAUCGCCAAGCCAAAAGCGCAAAGUGAGGACCGCGAGCUACAGAAGAGUCCGGACAGCGGCUCCGUCAGACUGCAACAAAUCGGGAUAGAACCUUCUCCGGCGCCGGUCGAGGAGAUGAACCGCGGCGGCGUGAAGAAAACCGAGAGCGAGCCCAACCACGGCACGCCCGUCGACGCGUCCGUGCUGCUGCAGGACGCCAGGAGGAGUCUGCAGAACUCGAUGGCGAAGCUGGAGGAGGCCAAGGUGGGCGAGGAGAGCCGGCGCCGCGCCGCGCGGGACAUCAUCUCCAGCGCCAUACGGACAGGCAAGCCGCCGGUGCCCUACGGACGCUCGUCGUCAGCCGGCGUGGCGGCGCUGAGCGCGCUCGCGUCCCCGCCGGCCACCCCCAGCGCGCCCGGCACGCCGCGCCUGUUCCGCACCGAGGCGCAGCACCGCGUCGAGGACCACCGCCCCAGGGGAGUGUCUGUGGAACGCAUCAUCCCUAUCGCCGUGGCUGAGGAGAGCCCGCUGCCCGCGCCCGCGCCCGCUACUGCUCCCGCGCCCGCUGCCGCUCCCGCGCCCGCACCCGCCGUCAGCAGGCAAACUAGUCACCAACCGCUGAGACGAUUAACGUCAAACGAGUCGACCGGCAGCGCGGCCGAGUCCGUUUCAAGCGGCGGCGAACCCAUCAAGAAGAGCGCUAGGGAGUUCAUCAUACCAAUCGCCGUGGAAGGCAAGGGAUACGUCACGCCGAGACAACGCAGCACCGAGCCCGAGAUGACACGCAAGCCGCGCAAGCCUAGACGCAUCAGCAGCCUCGUGAGCGGCGGCGAAUCUGAAGAAGAAGAUGACACCCAUAUGCAUCGCUUGAGGUCGACGCGCGCGGCGCGGGCCGAGUCGGUGAGCUCGGGCGAGGAAGACGAAGAGGACGAGGGCUUCCAUCUACUAACCGCGGAAAAUCUCUUCUCCACCUUACUUCACAGGGUUCGCGCACUGACCAACCGGCUCAACGGCGAGGAGGGCCCCGGCUUCCAGCGCCCGCACUCACUCUUCAACAACCUGCACCACGACAAUUUCUUCAACAGCCCUCACUUACCACGAAGAAACUUGCUACGCGAAGGCUGGGGCUCGCGCGACCUGCACGCGGACUUCGAGUCGAUGUUCAACAAGCCACGCCAGCCGCCGCGAGGUAAUAGUAAGAAAACCGGUAAACAAGGAAGCGAGAAUAGCCAAGACGAGGCGCUGGACCUGUCGGACCUGGACCUGAGUCGCAUGCAGCUGAGCGGGCGCGAGCUGCGCGCGCUGUCCGGCCUCACGCCCGCGCUCUCGCGCCGUCUGCAGCGCCAGCUGCUCGCGCAGCUGCCGCCCGCCGCCGCGCAGCAGCUGCGCCGCACGCUCUCGCUCAACGCUCCCUCCUCCGCUCCCUCCGCCGCCGCCGCCGGGCCCGCGCGCAGCUCCUCCGCCACGCGCUCCGACCGCGACACGUCCGCCGACGACGUCGACGCCGCCCCUGUCGCCUGCGCCACGCUACCGCGGCUGCGGCGGCCCUCCGCCGAGCCCGAGCAGACUCCUCAGCCGCCGCGCGACUCCAGUGCGCGCGCCACGCCCGACCGGCCGCUGCUCAGCAAGUACCUCACUCCGGAGCGCGCUCUAUCUCUGGACGAGUCCUCGGACGGUGGCUCCGUGCUGUCGGAGCCGCUGGCGCGCCGGCACUCGAUGCGGCUGACGCCCGACCGCCCCAGGAAACGCGUCUCGCGCUUCCUUCGCCCCGACUUCUUCGACACGCCGCCCGACGAGAGCGUGUACGCGCGACAGAAGCGCGAGAAAGAGAUGGAAACGCAGAAGAUAUUGAGAGAAAUUCGGGAGAAAAAAAGCAGGGCGCUCGAGUCGGGCGUCAGGAGCCCCGAGUAUGGCACCGUGUCCCCCGUAUUCCGCGAGGAGCCCGUGCUGGCGCGCAAGUGUGUGUCCCCCGGCAUCUUGCUGGCAAAGGAGCGCAGCCGGUCCAACACCCCGUUCUACCCUAUACUGGACAACAUCAAGGAAGCCUCUCUAGACAACCACAGGCUCCCGGAGCUCGCGCCCGUAACCGGCGACAGAAAGACUUACAUAGACAGUAUUUUAGAUAGCAAACUGACCAGGCCCAAAAGUUUCCCUGUAAAAAAUUUGGAACCGUUCGAUGAAAGUAGCACCAUGCCGACGGCAGAACCGCCAGGCAAGGAGGAGAGCAAGGAGAAAACUCUGCCGCGGGAAUCUAAACUUAUACGUCCGAAAAGCUACCCCACUAGUAGCCCGUCGCCUGAAAAAGUAUACAUCAAUCGCACUUCCAAAACAGACGAAACUGUCAACAAUACUAGUAAUCCGGUGAAAGAGGAAACUCUGCCGCCGCCUCUUAAUAGUAAAAACGAUGUUGAAGUCAGUUUUAGUAUUAGUUUACCCAAGAAAGCAAAACCUGUUGCACCAGUUAAGACGGAAAAUUCAAACGACCCGAUUCUAAUAAAAGAACAAGCGCCAGAUGUCAAAGAUAGUCCGACCACAAAUUUAGUUUUGAAAAAAUUCGUAGUAGUAAAUAACGAAAGUGAGAAAACAGAUAGUAAAGAUCAUAAAAUUGAAAAUGGUAUCGCGAAUGGUAAUUUGAACGGCCAUGCUGUUAAAGUUGAACCAAAAACUGACGCGAAACCGAAAGUAGUCAAUAGCGCUUCUAAGAAAGAAAUUACACAAAAAUCUUUAGAAACUGAAGGAACCGAAAAGAAAGGGACUAUUAAAAAGAAAAUAAUCAAGAAAGUUUCAUCCAAAUCAAAGACUGACGUAGGUAACGCGGACUCGAAAGAUAAACCCGCCACAGAAAAGAAAAAAGUCACAAAGAAAGUGAAAGAAAAGGAUUCAGAAAACGGUGCCAAAUCUACCGUCACAAAAAAGAAAUCUGUUCUGCAGUCAAUAGGGCAUAAGUUAGAAAAGUUCACGUCGUCCAAGUCGAACUCCCCCGAAAAGGGGUGCGAGACCAAAACUGUUAGCGAACCUAAGAAAGAGACGGGUAGACUGAGCCGCACGCAGCGGGAGCACUCCGUCCCGGCCGGCAGCGAGCCGCCCACCGAGUCCGGCCUCAUCAAGCGCGCCGUCACGCUCACCGACGUGGCCGCGCUCCACCCGCCGCAGCCCAGCAGGACCACCGUCUCCAAGGUCCUGGGACUCUUCAAAAAGUUCGAACCCAAAGAUAAAGUAGUUAAACCGCUAGAGAAAACUCUCAAUGAUCCAGAGCCGACCAAAGAAAUUAUUCCCGAGAGUGAACCGGUACACGAGCCUACCGACGAUAAACCCAAACGACCCACGUCGUUGCUGCUCAACGGUCUGGGUCGAAAGAAGUACGGGAAAAGCGCCAGCGACAGCGUUUCCGUAACGAACGAAAACAACGAACAUACAGUACUUAAGAAAGAUACCGAAUCUAAAAGUAAAAAUAGUUUAAAACUGGAUUUCUCCAGAUUGCCAAGAGUUAAGAAAAUAGUUCCUACCGAUCCUGUGAUAGAACCGCAAAUAGUGACCGUUUCCCCCGUAGGUAAAGAAAUCGAAAAGGAGGUGGAGAGCAACGGAACUUGUGAGCCGGACGGCGACGCGACGAUGCGUAGCCGGUCGCGCAGCCGCUCCGCCUUCUCCGGCUCGGAGCCGCGGACCGAGCCCGCGCACCCGCUGCGCAACCACGAGCCCACCACGCCCGAGCGCGAGGACAUCGUCGACAGAAUACGAAGGAAGAGCUUCUACUCGAGGUUCAACGAAAAGAAACAACGAAGGAAGAGCAAUCUAGUCGGGCCGGGCGCCACCGAGUACGAUCCCAUCGCCGUGCUGCACGGCACCGAGCGGUCCGACCCCGGCUCGCCCGGCAGCCUCGACCUGUCGCCGGGCUUCUCCGCCGCCUCCGACCUCUCCCCCUCCGCCGAGCGCUACCGAUCUCUCUUGACUGAUACGCCCAUUAGCACUAGGAAUAACUUAAGAUUUGAUAAUUACGGACUGAACGAUAAGAUAGACACGUACCGAUCUCUCGACAGGAACGAGUUCCGGAAGUAUCCGACGCGAAGUUACCUAGAUUACGAGCAGGGGUCGUACGGGGGGCUGAGCCACCGCUACGCGCGCACGGCGUCGCUGCUGGAGGGCGCGGGCGCGGGCGCGGAGGCGCGCGAGCCGGCGCGCUACUCGCGCACGCUGUCCAUGUACUCGCCCGGCAACUACGCCACCUACCGCCCCAAGCGCACCAGGAACUCCGCCAUCAUCCUCAAAGAGACCGAGAAGGAGCCGAGCCCCGAUAACAUAUUAGACAGAAUUAGACAAAGAAAAAAUUAUUCGAUUAGCGUCACUCGCAAACCGGACCUCGAAAAGGAACCCUCACCAAGAUCCGCUGUCCCACCUGAAGGCGAAGGCGACGGUGCAGAACGCGCUACGGAAGCUCACUGAGCGGAACUACUAGCCAACGGCGCUGCGGCCCUACUCGAAGCAUUUGUUAACUAUUCACUCGUCGGAUGUAGUUUCGCCACUCUUAUACAUAAUCUCCGAAUGCCUUUUUUCAUUUCUGUUAAAUUAUUUACGACUCCAUGUCUUUGAGACUGUUACAAUUCUUGCCAAUACAUAAUGAAGGAUUUGCACGAGUAUAGCUAUUUUAGAAUCUCAAAUGACGGUUUUUUGUAGCGAGUCUGCCGAUUGUGGCAAGGAGCUAGGAGUAUUUAUUUAAUGGUAUAUUAGAUAGCAGUAUACCCUAAGUGUGAAUAAAUAAAUAGAUCUUGAAGUCUAAUAUUAGGUACCAAUUUUUUGGAUAUCAGAUAGAUGCUAUAUGUAUUUCAGGAUUUGCUGUACAAGCUUCCAGACUGUGACUAGACCACGGCGAGCCCGUAUUGACGUAAUAUUUUGCCAACAUAAACUUUGUUGAUAUCUAUUGUAAAUCGAUUCUUAUGUGCCUUUACUAUAACAAAAUGACUGGAUUUGAUAUAGUCAGUUUUAUUCAAAGAAAUCUAAAUGACACGAUUUUAUUGUGUGUUUGCACAAAAUAUGUUUAUUCGAUAUUAUGUAUAUUAAUUUUAAUUAAAUACAUCCAUUUACAUUUUACAGACCCUAAGUCAAUUUAAGUUUAAAUGUUAAUAGUCAUAAAUUGAUUGCUAAGUCACGCCCUUAAUGUAUAAUCGAAUAGAAUGGUGCUUAGUUGAGGUUUUGUUAGAAAUAACUUGUAUUAUAGAGAUUUUAUGAGAUCACUUACACCAGCUGUAUUUAGCGUAAGUUUUACGUUUUUAUCAGUUUUAUAGAGAGUUAGGUAACGAGUUGUGGAAACCGUGUGUUGUGCCGCGACGGCAUGUGUUAAAAGCAAUCAUUUAGACGAUCCAUUUCAUAUUUUGUACUUUAUUGAUCCUAUUUAUUAAUUUUCAUAGUAUUGAUGAAUUUAUUUAUUGGUGUGUGGUGAUUUUUAAUAUUUUCCUGUCACUCGUAGUCGCCGUAUUGGUGAAACAGAAACUGUGAUUAUUAAGAUAAAUAUUGAAAUUACUAUCACACUCGUUUUGUAUUGAAUGUGAAUAAAUUAUAUAGUUGAAAAA
Leguminivora glycinivorella is the source of this 7246-nucleotide messenger RNA. RefSeq lists its product as uncharacterized. The record is from RefSeq and is a predicted model, not a curated record. Lineage: Eukaryota; Metazoa; Arthropoda; Insecta; Lepidoptera; Tortricidae. Gene Ontology annotation, cellular component: cytoplasm. Gene Ontology annotation, biological process: protein phosphorylation; intracellular signal transduction; microtubule cytoskeleton organization. Gene Ontology annotation, molecular function: ATP binding; tau-protein kinase activity; protein serine/threonine kinase activity.